CACACACACAAUCACACACAAUCUCAGCAUCUCUUCGCUGAUGACAAAGGGACCUCUGGGAGACAGGCCGUGCAUGAUCGCGUCCUCUGCGCUCGUGCUGCUGCAGACAGAGACAGACAGAGAGACAGUCAGGUCUGUCGGUGAGUGUCGGUCUGUCGGUGAGUGUCGGUAGGAUGCGCGAGGCGGACAGCGGCAGCAGCGGUUAGCGGUGAUCGUCGGUGUGUGGAGAGGCGGAGCAGCAGGAGCAGCAGGAGCAGCAGGAGCAGCUGACCGGAGACAUGAGCUGCAACUGGGGCACCGAGCUGUGGGAUCAGUUUGAUAAUCUGGAGAAACACACCAGCUGGGGAAUCGACUUCCUGGAGAGAUAUACCAAGUUUGUUAAAGAGAGAGCUGACAUCGAGCUGAGCUACGCCAAACAGAUCAGGAGUCUGUCUAAGAAGUAUCACCCUAAGAGAAGCAGAGAGGAUGAGAGCAGGUUCACCUGGUGUCUGGCGUUUGCGGCCACUCUUCGUCAGCUGAAUGAAGUGGCAGUUCAGAGGGAGGAACUGGCUGAUAACCUGAACACGCAGAUAGUCUGUGAGCUGACACGAUACACCCAUGAGCUGAAGACUGAGAGGAAAACACAUUUCCAAGAUGGCCGCCGCGCCCAGCAGCACAUUGAGAGCUCAUGGAAACAGCUGGAGUCGAGUAAACGUCGGUUCGAGCGUGACUGUAAGGAGGCGGAGCGAGCUCAACACGUCUCUGACAGAAUCGACCUUGACAGCAAGACGGAUGGAGAGAAGCGCUGCUCACUGAAGGCUCGUCAGACGGCUCAACAGAAACAACAAGCGGCUGAAGAGUCCAGGAAAGACUAUGUGACCAGUUUAAACCAGUUUAACCAGGACCAGCACCAGCAUUACCACACACUGGUACCUGUUAUAUACCAGCGGAUCCAAGACAUGGAGGAGCGGCGGAUCGAGAGAAUCUGUGAAGCGAUGCGUUCGUCAGCGGAGGCAGAGAGAAAAGUUCUUCCUGUGGUCAGUCGCUGUCUGGAUGCCAUGAUGGACGCUGCAGAGAGCAUCCAGCCCAGGAUGGACACCCGUCAGGUUGUGGAGGUGUAUAAAUCGGGCUUCGACCCUCCAGGUGACGUUGAGUUUGAAGACUACAGUGCCACCAUGAGGCGGAGCAUCUCUGAAUCCAGUUACCUUGACAACCGCACAGAGGGGCGGAGACACAGCAGGAAGCUGUGGCCCUUCAUACGAAAAAACAAGCUGUUGACCCUCCUCUCCUCCCCCCGACAGCCCCCCCCUCCACCCCCAACCUCACCAUCACCUGGAGGUGUGGCCAGCAGUCCCCAGUCCCCGCCCCCUGUUUCCAGAGAACCAAUUACACAGCGGCUGAAUGACCUCAUGACUUCUGGCUCCAGGACCAGAAAGCAGUGUCUGCGCAGCCUGAAGAGAGGGCUGUCACUCAAACUGGGCUCCAGUCCUGCAGACUGCAGUCACCUUCCUCCUGAACAGAGACGCAAGAAACUUCAAACCAGAAUCAACAACAUCAACCAGGAGAUUCAGAGAGAGAGAGAGCAGAGAGACGCUCUGCUGAAGAUGAGGGAGGUGUAUGAACACAGUCCUCAGAUGGGCGAUGCAGGAAGUGUGGAGCCUCGGCUGGAGGAGGUGAAGCAGAGUCUGCAGAGACUGGAGGACGAGCUGAGGAGGAACCAGGCCUGGUUAUUGGAGGUGGACAGCAGACUGUCUGAUCACAGCAGUAGAAGACAGAGUGGAGGUUGUGGGUUGAAUUCCCAGGCCACAACGCCAGGCAGCAGCAGCCUGAAACAGCUGGACAACCGCAGCCCAGCCAGCAGAGAGAGCCCUGAUGGCAGCUAUACUGAAGACCACAGCGCAGAGCUUCAUUUUAAGUCUCGCAGUUCAGAGUUUGAUGAUGACUUUGAUGAUGAAGAACCGUUACCGAGUAUCGGCACCUGCAAGUCCCUUUACCCGUUUCAAGGUCAGAAUGAAGGCACUCUGUCCAUGGUGGAGGGAGAACUACUUUCUGUGGUGGAAGAAGACAAAGGAGACGGUUGGACCAGAGUAAGGAGGAACCUGGAGGAGGAGGGAUAUGUCCCCACAUCUUAUAUCAAAGUCUUCCUGGACAGCAGUGCCAAAGGCUUUGUGCAGAGUAGCCGUCUAGUCUAGUAAUCGACCAUUGAGGACAUCUCGCCACAGGAAGUGAUGUAAAGAGCUCAGAGGAAGUCUGGUAAAAGCUUUUCAUUGGACAGUUCUUCAGAUAUCUGACCAAUCAGCUGAUGUGAUGGGCGAAAAUAAGGAACUCAAUCUAAGAUCAUAUAUUAGAUAAGGUCCGACACACAGAUCAGACAUUAGACAAGUGUCACACACACACACACACACACACACACACACACACACAGAUCAGACAUUAGACAGGUCUCACACACACACACACACACACACACACACACACACACACACACAGAUCAGACAUUAGACACAUCCCACGCAUAUCAGAUAGUUCUUAAGUGUCUGAGGUGAUGAUCAGUAGAAGUCAGGUUAGAUAUUAGACGGGUCCCACAUUGAUCAGAUAUUGAUCAGUAGAAGUCUGCCAUGUAUCAGUUUGAAUGUGUAAGAGAAUAAUGAGGCCCAAAGAUGUAUAUCCCGAUAUCACCCGGUUGGACGCCAACAGGAGCACAAGAGUCAGUGUAGGAGAAUAACAAACAAACAAUAACAAAAGAUAUGGUUGGCGGCCAAGACACUUUAACCGUUUGGGAAAAACACGGAAAAUAGGAGAUUGGGAAAUAGGAAUAAACAUAAUGUCAAGGCACAUUGCCAAUGAGAGCACAGUGACCUGGGAGGGCGACACUGUGUUCUGCCAGGAAGAAGUUGGGUAACAGAUAGGCAAGAGUAGUACGACGAAGCCAAAAUGAUUGGAAAACAGGAUGCACAUACACACACAUAGCCAUCUGAGGUAUAAAAGAAGGUCACGUUCUGUGUUUAGUGGUUGUUUUCUCCGUCUAUGGCUGCGAGUAGGGCCGCUGUGAAUAAAGAGACUCCCCGCUCUGACACUUGUGUCUCGACUGUCUGAUUCCUUUUUCGAUCCAACACUUCUCGCCACAACAAAUGUUUUUCAGAUUCACUGACCUGAGAUCUUUAAAAUCAAAGUGUGUAAAAAUGUUGUAUUGGAAGGAAAAGGUAAUUUGCUUCGUUAGAGUGGACAAUCCUUCCUGUCGGCUGAACCUUUAAAGAUUGAAGAAAAACUGAUUGUCACAGCAGUGAUGUCACUGUGUCCUACAGGGUGUGUCUGUACACUGUGACAUCACUGUGGGUGUAGUCAGGACAGUAAAAAAAAGAAAGGAUAGCUUAAAAAGUUUGAACGUUAAACAGUUUAAAAAUUUAAAAAUGUUAAACUGAAGUUUAAUGAGUGAAGACUGUAAAUAUAAACUGUAGAUGCACAGGUGUAGCCCCGCCCCCUGUAAACCUGCCGAUAUUUACCCUGCCCGUCAGAUUUAACCAGACUGUAUUAGCUCCGCCCGCUGCUCCCCUGCCCCGACCCAGGCUUGUUGAUCCAUGAUCAUGUUAUUGAUUGAUUGUGUGAAAUGUGAAAUUUUUAUUUUAUAGUGAGAUAUUGAUCAGUUAUUUCUUGUUUUUUUUUUUUAUUUAUUGAGAUGUGAGAUGGCUGAUCACGCUCUUUUCAACUUCCUGUAUGUUAAACUUUCAAAAUAAAGUACCUUCUGAAUCAAA
Messenger RNA from Seriola aureovittata, 3731 nucleotides. It is a transcript of the gene fnbp1a, whose product is annotated as formin binding protein 1a. The transcript has 18 exons. The record is from RefSeq and is a predicted model, not a curated record. Lineage: Eukaryota; Metazoa; Chordata; Actinopteri; Carangiformes; Carangidae. Gene Ontology annotation, biological process: signal transduction. Gene Ontology annotation, molecular function: protein binding. The coding region runs from base 279 to 2171 and encodes 630 amino acids.